UCGUUCUCUUCUUCAGUAUACUCGUGUCGCUCGAAGGCGACGGAUGUACAUUGUUAGUUAAACCACGCGACUGGUGGGAGCUCCAUAAAUGCCUCCGUAACUGCAAUUUACAUUAUAAGGGCAACUUUUUGCUUGACGAACGCGUGUUUACAUCCAAUAUGCGACGUGAAACGUUAAUAACGAGUGACAAAAGUCAAGACCAUCGAAGCGACCAAAAGUAUUUAUGAGAUCAAUUAUUUACUCUGAUGUUAUCUUUACUCUUGAUGUGUAGUUAAUCGUGUAUCUCAAGCAUAUUGAACAUUGGAAUCUGUGGGAAGUGAAUUUUACAAAUGUGAUAUCGCUCAUUGGUGGAAUACAACAUGAACUGUAUCCUUUAGGCGUCAUCAUCAAUGAGGACGCACAUAAUCAUAUAAAUCGUUGCUCCGAAGCCAGCUGCACGCGGAUAGAACGACAAUUUCGACAAAUCGACCCUCGAGAUGACGUCGAUGCUACCGGAAGAAAAUAGCAACUCAAUCAAAAUGAAGCAAAAAUUGCUGAAUGACAGACCCGUGAAAGAAGAAACGAGGUCCUUCUUGAGUUUCUCGCGCGAAAACUUAAGCAUCUCACACUCCGACUUAGAGCAAGGAUUUAACAGGUCGCGACUAAGGCCGACCAGGAAUACAAUCCUGAGUGUGGCCGCCAUCGUGAUCGCUCUCCUUUGCCUUACCAUUUUAAGUUGGAAAUUGCGAUGUUUGACGGCAAACAUGCACGAAAUCGACCAGCUAAAGAGAGACGUCGAAGAGCUGAAGCAUCGCUUUCUGAAGCAGAAUCUUAUGAACGAUCUGAAAGCGUUCGAGGAACAGUUAUACGGCGAGAAAUCGAGCGAAGAUGAUGAUCCGGGCGAGGCAGACAUUGAUUAUGCGGAUUAUGACACCAAUUACGAUGACGAUAGUUCUACAUCGCAUGACUAUUCCGGUGAAUUACCCGGAAAUCAGCAUGUUCCCUUGAUUUAUGGAUCCAGACCAUCGGACUUCCCUGAAAUUACAUCCACGCCAGCACCUACGUCCCCGAAACCUCACACUAAUCCUUUCCUAAUAUUAAUGGAGUUCUUGAGCACAGCUGAAACGAAACGUGGACAGGAAUUGGAGAAGAAUAUGCGAGAAAAUCACAAAAACAUUGAGCAGAAACGUUUUAAGGAGGAACACAGGAUACGAGUGAGUCAUGAGGAGAAGAGCGGUGACACGAACAGCACCAAACAUAAACAUGAUGUCUUCACCUCGAGCACAGAAUAUUCGAAGCCUGCUCCUCAACAGCAGGACAAAAAUGUCAAGCGGAAGCGUUCGGUGAAAGAAUAUAUGGUUACCGAUCAUUCAACAGAUACAUCGAAUUACGAGCUCAACGACCAGCAUCACAGCAUCACGUCGAAAGUACACUCUCACGUGAACGACGGAAAUAGGACGAAUAACAAUUCUGGAACGAAUUUAGCAGCGUCGACCGUUUCUUGGGACGUACAUCCCCCGAAGAAGUAUCACGCCCACGCACGUCUAGAUACGUCUUCUUCAGUGGACGAUGAGCGAUUAAGCGAAGAAAUUACGCAUCAACGCAGCAGCAGAGAGAGAAUGGGCCAUGUGCGUGGUAGAAGAACCAACUGGCGGAAAAUGGAGCAUCGUGGUGCCAUGAAGAACAAAACGGGAAGCGAGAUUCUCGAGGCCGCUCAGAAUUACGAAGUGGCUGCGACGGAACCUCCUCGGAAAUUGACCAGGCGGCAUUUACGCGCGCCACGGCAGGUCUACGCGAUUCAUUACGAGGCGGACUUCAAUCUCUUUUCAACGUUGGACGAGAAGGACGACAAUGGUAAAGUACGGCACCACAGAGGCAUCUUCAAGGCAUGGCGGCCGAGCGACUGGGUUACCGAACUCGGCAUGAAUCGCCACUUCACACUCUCCAGUGAAGGUGAAAUUACUGUGCACGAGACGGGAUUGUAUCUGGCAUACGCACAAAUUCAUUACGUGGACGAACACGAUGAUAACGGCUUCCACUUAUUGGUGAACGGCGAACCUAUCCUACAAUGCAUGGUACAUACGCCAGGUAUAGGGCACAAAAGCCGCUCAUGUUUCUCCGCUCGAGUGACCUUUCUCCAAGCAGAUGAUCGUCUAGUCUUGAAAGAAGUUGGAGCAGCCAAAUUCGCACUUUUUCAUCGCGAAAAAAGCUUCUUAGGCUUAGCAAAACUUGGUGAGAUGAGACCGCAGCAAAAGCAUCAAAUGUAAUAAUUGAUUUACGAUAUUCGUCGAUAGCACGACAAUCGCUUUAAAUAUUUUCGAAUUAUUGAUAAUGGCAAAAAGAUGAUAGAUUUGCAUGUAUAGAAUUUUUACUCGUGAAAGUUAGCUGUAACAAAAUUUGUCCCUAAAAUAUAAUAUAAAAUGUAAUAUGUACU
This is a messenger RNA of Harpegnathos saltator (Jerdon's jumping ant), 2413 nucleotides long. RefSeq names its product TNF superfamily member 12 eiger (gene egr). Gene Ontology annotation, cellular component: membrane. Gene Ontology annotation, biological process: immune response. Gene Ontology annotation, molecular function: receptor ligand activity; tumor necrosis factor receptor binding. NCBI's taxonomy places the organism in Eukaryota, Metazoa, Arthropoda, Insecta, Hymenoptera, Formicidae. The coding region runs from base 477 to 2246 and encodes 589 amino acids. The transcript has 7 exons. The record is from RefSeq and is a predicted model, not a curated record.